Molecule: messenger RNA, 1940 nt
Organism: Pocillopora meandrina
Lineage: Eukaryota; Metazoa; Cnidaria; Anthozoa; Scleractinia; Pocilloporidae
Source: the annotation of a GenBank genome assembly
AUGAACGUGUAUCACUUGCUCUUCUGUGGCAUCUUUGUGCCUAGUGUCCUUGGACAAACGAGGUUCGGUUCCCACGGUUAUACCAAAUAUGAACCUGGUGACAUGAAUAUCAUCAUAACCGCUUCUCACGGGGGGAGGCUGACUCCCUUACGUCAGGCUAAUGGUGACGACUGGCCAGAUAGGAAGAAUGGCUGUAAAGAUGAAUUCGAGAACUGUAUCUAUACUCACUCAUGCUCUUCAGCUAAUAGAGAUUGCCCCACCAGAACAUUGAGAGAUAGAAACACCAAAGAAAUUGCUCAAGAUCUUGCAGACAAAAUCAAGGAAAUUACAGGUAAUGGACAGAUAUUAAAUAAUAAUUCAAAUGAAACGAUGCACUUUUUUCUAAGAUGGAAUGUGUGAGUAUCAGGUUAACGUCUUCUGCGCGUAUUAGAUGAUGGUUACAAUCGUUCAGUGCUCAGAUGCAUUUAUUAUGCAUUAGAAAAAGAAACAACAUCUUAUUACGGGUGCCUCUACCCCUUGAAAAUGUAGCUAUACACACUCAUGCUCUCCCACCACUACAGAGUGUGCCACUAAAGCAUUCAGAGGUUCGUACACACCAGUGGUGAGAUCGCUGGAGACCUUGCAGAUACAAUCAGAGACAUAACAGGUGGAAGAAAGUCAAAAUUUGUUCUGCGCUUUUAGUUAAACGGAAUAAUCCCGAUUGAUCAAACACCUAUCGUUUAUUGUACUGGUAAACUCAUGGAAAAUUUUAUCAAAAUUCAUAUGGCAACCAGCUGGAUAAUCAAACAUGGCUUGAUGCUACUCUGGUUUAGAGAUUUAAUGAAUAAAUAACCGAUGACAGAAAAAGGCGGUCUUGUGCUCAAGGUGCUGCAUGUCACACUGGAGGCAAAACAUGCAGUCAGUUUUUGUACUUAGUGGUCAAGUUGAUUCGUUUUACAGCAGAACAAACGACCAAACGUUUUAACAACGUCUGAGGCUGUUAAAACAGCCUUUUUGCGUACUUUAUUGGCGAUCUUAUGUUUUUCCAUACUUUUUUUCAUUAAUUUUUGUUGUUAAACAUUUGUCGAUUUGACUGUGGGAGGCGCGGUGGCUUUGCGGUCAGUGUGCUGGAUUCUAAGUCGAUAAGCUGCGACUGGAUGGGUUUUUUGACUCGAGCACAGAAUUUCUUAAAACCAUCUUUACAUGCACUUAAGAGAAGAAGUUCUUUUGGUCCAUUCUAUCUAUAUAAAGAAAAAUUAUACGAAGGAUCCGUGACUCAAGCCACAAGAAAUAUUUAUUCAAUUUCCUUUCCUUAUAAACGUUCAUUUCUUAGUGACUGUUUGCGAAUCGUUUCAAUAGGUACUCAGCCACAUGUUGUGUACAACUUGCUGAGGAGAUCAAAACUGGAUGCCAACAGAGAAAUCAAUGAAGCAACUUUGAAUAUCCCAGACGCAAUUACAGCCUAUAACGACUACACCAAUUUUAUCAGCCAAGCAAAAUUGGCCAUUCCAGGGCGUGGCUUUCUCUUAGACAUCCACGGCCAAACACAUCAACCUGAGAGGACGGAGCUGGGAUAUCUCAUUUCCAAACUCCGGCUCGUGCGCAAAUCCUACAACAUGAAGUACACUUCCAUCAGAAGCCUUGGGGAAUACUGGUGUGGUAAAGGCAACAACACUUGCUUUCAAGAUUUCGUCCAAGGAAAUCGAGGUCUUGGAUAUUUUAUGAAUCAAGAAGGACUGGAUGCUGUACCCUCACCACUUGACGAGGACCCAGAGGGGGAAAAAUUUUUCUAUGGCGGAUAUACGACCAGGCGCUACGGAUCAAGAUAUGGAGGGAAAAUUGACGCCAUUCAGCUGGAACUGCCGAUAGGGGUUCGUUACAAGUGGAAUGGUGAUGAUGCUUUGAAAAAUGCUUUUGCUAAAGCUAUCGUCCAAUUUUAUCAGACGAAUUACGACGCGUAA